ACCUUCCUUGCUGUUUCUGAGGCUCCUCCUGUCAUUCUAAGUGCUAGUAAUUCCGACUUGCAGCUCAAUGGUCGUUCCUACCCAGCCCUUUAACGACUUAGAACUAGCAGUUUCGCCCAUAAAACUCGAAUCAGAUGAUUCGGACGCAAUUUACCUCGUUGACGUCAAACCAAGCUGCUCGACUGCUUCAUGGAGUUCAAAAGCAUUCAGUGACAAGCUAUCAGAGAUUGUGAAAGGAAUUGUUCCAUUUCUCGUCACCCUUCUGAAGAUCGUCCUCAUCGUCGCUAGCCACCUCGUAGCGCUCGUCCUGGCAGAAACAUGGGCUUCCUUAUGGUUUGCCGGGAUUCGAGGCAUCUUGGGCUUCGACAAAAGUGAUACGCCCUCCACCCUUCCACCAACACCGCCUGAGAAGUCAUCUGUUCAACUGUCAUGGUUCGAUUCUCUAUUCGCCGCUGUCGCCGUUAGUGUUUGGACAGUCAUGGCAUCCAUCGCCUUCAUCAUCGGGAUUGUUGGAUGUUUUGCGAUCGUGGCUUCAAUGGGUUACUUUAUAGCCCCAUAUGUGAGAUUGGUUGUUGAUCCUAUCGUGCGGAAGUUCUCUCAAGUGCUAAGGCCUUGGUACACGGAACAAAUUGAGCCCCUGUUUGCCGCCUGGCGACCAUCGUAUACUCCUUUACAUGACCAAGUAUCCGUUGAAGGAGAACUUGAAAUUCUUGGUGUAACAGAAGGAAAUUCUUGGAGAAGCCAGUGGCUCCAAAAAGUAUCCACGCUUUUCCAAGAGGCAACUUCCCCAUUCAAGAGUCCUGGGCCGCGUCUUCAAGUGAUCUGCGACCUUCUCUUUUCUGCGUUCAGGAUAACAUUGCAUACCAUCGUUCAUGCAGUGGCCCUAUUCCCACCAUUUGCAUGGUCCACGAUGUGGUUGUACGGUAUGUUCAAGAUUUGGCAGGGCGGGUUAGCAGGACCGGAUGAAACAGGUUUUUUCAUGUGGAUUUUUUUGUGCGUCUUCUUAUUGGUGUGGUCGGCGGGUGCGUUGGUUGCGAUUGGGCUAGGAUGUUAUGGUUGCUACGUCGUUUUAUCAUCCUUUGUUGUGCCCGUGUUUCCUGGGUUGCCAGAGAGCAGGGUAUUUUGUUGUAAUUGGAAGUCCUGAACUAGCAAACAAACAUCAAAGGCGUUCACCGUAGCCAUUUUUUAUCCAUUU
Molecule: messenger RNA, 1195 nt
Organism: Laccaria bicolor S238N-H82
Lineage: Eukaryota; Fungi; Basidiomycota; Agaricomycetes; Agaricales; Hydnangiaceae
Exons: 3
Coding region: 68-1144 (358 amino acids)
Source: RefSeq, a predicted model, not a curated record